AGCCAGAAUCGCCUCGGGUCAGGUCGCAAAGAUGGCGUCUUCUGCCUCCGCUCGGCCUGAGGCGGGGAAACGAGUGGUUAAUCAGGACGAACUGCGGCGGUUGAUGAAGGAGAAGCAGCGUCUGAGCACCAACCGUAAACGGAUAGAAUCUCCAUUCGCGAAGUACAACCGCUUGGGGCAGCUGAGUUGUGCCCUGUGUAACACCCCGGUUAAGAGCGAGCUCCUGUGGCAGACUCACGUCCUGGGAAAGCAGCACCGAGAGAAAGUGGCCGAGCUGAAAGGCGCGAAGGAAGCCACCCAGGGACCGUCCGCCAGCGCAGUGCCUCAGUCCGCCAGCACAGUGCCUCAGUCCGCCAAGAGGAAGGCGCCGGACGCAGAGAGCCAAGACGCCAAAAGAGCGAAGGCCUCCCUGGUGUCUCAAGUACAGCCCUCCACUUCCGCUUUGCCCACCAACUUUGACAAAACCGGAAAGGAGUCCACUAGGGCGACCCUCAGUAAGGCUUCGGGACUCGGUUUACUCCCUGAUUAUGAAGAUGAGGAAGAGGAGGAGGAGAAAGAGGAGGGAGGAGGAGGAGAAGGGAAAAGAGGGGAUGUCUGUAAGCAUCCGGCCAACGCACAGGGCAAGGAACACUCACUUUCCUCCGCGCGGGAGGCAACCGGUAGUAGGCUGCCAAGCGAUUUCUCGGACACAAAUCCUCCCAAGGCCCCUUUAAUUCCUCAUUCAGGGUCAAUUGAGAAAGCAGAAAUACAUGAAAAAGUGGUGGAAAGGAGAGAAAACACCGCGGAAGCAUUACCGGAAGGGUUUUUUGAUGACCCUGAGAUAGAUGCGAGGGUACGAAAGGUUGAUGCCCCAAAGGAUCAGAUGGACAAAGAAUGGGACGAAUUUCAAAAAGCCAUGAGACAGGUCAACACUAUUUCCGAAGCCAUAGUUGCCGAAGAGGAUGAGGAGGGACGCUUGGACCGGCAGAUUGGGGAGAUCGAUGAGCAGAUAGAGUGUUACCGUCGGGUGGAAAAGCUGCGGAAUCGCCAGGAUGAGAUAAAAAAUAAGCUUAAAGAGGUUCUGACCAUAAAAGAACUGCAGAAAAAGGAAGAGGAGAAUGUUGACAGCGAUGAUGAGGUAGAACUACAGGAUUUGUUGUCCCAGGAUUGGAGGGUGAAAGGGACUUUGUUAUAGGGUUUCAAAGACCCAAGAGUUCUACAUCCUCUACGACUGUAUAAAAAGUUCCACCUCUCAAUACGAUAUCGUUUACUCCAUGCCUAGAGAUUUGGUAACUUGACUGGGUUGUCGAGAUACAAUGAGCCUGUGAAGAUACCGCUUUGGAAAAUUGGUGUAAAAUAUUUUUGAGGUAAAGGUGUUUUUGAAGUUUUCGAAGUAUUACACUCAAAUGCCCACUUUUUCACACACUUAUAGAUCCAAAGUUUGGGUUGUAAAAGCUGUAAGCUGUAAAUAUUGUACAUAUUAAAUAUAUAUUUACUUAAAAAUUAUGUUUUGAAAGUUAUAAGUUAAUAGAAGUCAGACCAACAGACAAACUUUUAGAUGAAAACCAAGUGUGGCACUUAGAAUGUAUAUGGCUUUUUCUUUUCUGACUCCUAAAUCAAACUCAAGAGGGUUGUCGCCGGGAGGGGGGUUGUUUUGUUGUUGUUUUUAAGAACACUACUCAUAUAAGUCAUUCAGGGCUAAUCAGAUCUCUGUUUCAAAACCGUGUUCCAGGAGAGUAUGGUGAAAAAUAUAUGCCAAGUAUGACCAACCUCCUUAAUCCAAAGUUUCUCUUGAUUAAACCAGUGAUUCUCGGAGGUAGGUGCA
This is a messenger RNA of Delphinapterus leucas (beluga whale), 1804 nucleotides long. RefSeq names its product zinc finger protein 830 (gene ZNF830). Gene Ontology annotation, cellular component: spliceosomal complex; nucleus. Lineage: Eukaryota; Metazoa; Chordata; Mammalia; Artiodactyla; Monodontidae. Gene Ontology annotation, molecular function: nucleic acid binding; zinc ion binding. Gene Ontology annotation, biological process: nuclear DNA replication; mitotic DNA damage checkpoint signaling; mitotic DNA replication checkpoint signaling. The record is from RefSeq and is a predicted model, not a curated record.